Manacus vitellinus (golden-collared manakin) is the source of this 8073-nucleotide messenger RNA. It is a transcript of the gene SCUBE1, whose product is annotated as signal peptide, CUB domain and EGF like domain containing 1. Gene Ontology annotation, cellular component: cell surface. Gene Ontology annotation, molecular function: calcium ion binding. The transcript has 23 exons. The record is from RefSeq and is a predicted model, not a curated record. NCBI's taxonomy places the organism in Eukaryota, Metazoa, Chordata, Aves, Passeriformes, Pipridae. Gene Ontology annotation, biological process: signal transduction. The coding region runs from base 18 to 3074 and encodes 1018 amino acids.
GCCAGCGCAUCGUUAUCAUGGGCACUGUUUGCUUUGCGCGCCGCUGCUGUUUGCUUUUCGCCCUCGCCUGGGCCGGCAGGUUGGCGGGAGGCAGCGGGGGCGCAGAUGUUGACGAGUGCGCGGAAGCCACGGAUGACUGUCACAUCGAUGCCAUCUGUCAGAACACACCCAAAUCCUACAAAUGCAUCUGCAAGCCGGGCUAUAAAGGGGAAGGGAAGCAGUGUGAAGACAUUGAUGAGUGUGAGAAUGACUUCUACAAUGGGGGUUGUGUCCACGAGUGCAUCAACAUCCCAGGCAACUACAGGUGCACGUGCUAUGAUGGGUUCAUGUUGGCCCAUGAUGGCCACAACUGCCUUGAUGUUGACGAGUGUCUGGAUAACAAUGGAGGGUGCCAGCAGAUCUGUGUAAAUACCAUGGGCAGCUAUGAAUGUCAGUGCAAAGAGGGCUUUUUUCUGAGUGAUAACCAGCACACCUGCAUCCAUCGCUCCAUUGAGGGUAUGAACUGUAUGAACAAAGAUCAUGGGUGUGCACACAUCUGCCGGGAGACGCCCAAAGGUGGGGUUGCCUGUGAAUGUAGGCCUGGCUUUGAGCUUGCCAAAAACCAGAAGGACUGCAAAUUAACCUGUAACUAUGGGAAUGGAGGCUGCCAGCACACCUGUGAUGACACAGACACUGGGCCUGUGUGUGGCUGUCACCAGAAGUACGCCCUGCACUCCGACGGCCGAACCUGCAUCGAGAAGGAUGAGGCUGCAAUUGAGAGUUCUGAGUACAAUGCCACGUCAGUAGCUGAUGUGGACAAGCGGGUGAAACGGCGGCUACUUAUGGAAACAUGUGCUGUCAAUAACGGAGGCUGCGAUCGGACGUGCAAGGACACGGCGACAGGGGUCCGGUGCAGUUGCCCAGUUGGAUUUACCCUGCAGCCUGAUGGGAAAACGUGCAAAGAUAUCGAUGAGUGCUUGGUGAACAACGGGGGCUGUGACCAUUUCUGCAGAAACACAGUUGGCAGCUUCGAGUGCAGCUGCCAGAAAGGCUACAAACUGCUCACAGAUGAAAGGACCUGCCAAGAUAUAGAUGAGUGUUCAUUUGAGAGGACCUGUGAUCACACCUGUAUCAACUACCCUGGAAGCUUUGAGUGUCUCUGCCACAAAGGCUACACCCUGUAUGGACUGACACACUGUGGAGAUAUUGAUGAAUGCAGCAUCAGCAAUGGUAGCUGUGACUAUGGGUGUCUUAAUACCAUGGGGAGCUAUGAGUGUGUCUGCCCACCUGGAAAGAAACUGCACUGGAAUAAAAAGGACUGUGUUGAGAUGGUGAAAUGUCUCCCAAAUGCCAAACCAGCUCCCAAGGCUCAGCUGGUGUGUAGUAAGACAGGAGGCAUAGAGAGCUGCUUCCUGUCAUGCCCAUCCAACACUCUUUUUGUUCCAGACUCGGAGAACAGCUACACCCUGAGCUGUGGAGUCCCCGUGCAGCAAGGCAAGGCUCAGCCAAAGCGCAACACCACCCUGCCCAGCUGCCCAGAUUCAUUAGCCCCUCCAAUCAAGCAGAAAGCUCGUUUUAAAAUCAAAGAUGCAAAAUGCCAUUUACGGCCUCGCAGCAAAGAAAAACCAAAAGAUUCUGGGAAGCAGCCUGUUUCAGGAGGCCAAUUCCCUUGCACAGACAACUGCCAGGUGACCUUUGUGAACCUCAAGUGCGAUUCCUCCAAGAAAAAACGCCGAGGCCGCAAGUCCCCGUCCAAAGAAGUGUCCCAUAUCACUGCAGAGUUUGAAGUGGAGAUGAAGUCAGAAGAAGUCUCAGACACCUGUAACAUUGACUGUGUUCGGAAAAGGAUGGAGCAGAAGCUGCAAACUGCAAUCAAAACAUUGAGGAAAUCUAUUAAUAAACAGCAAUUUUACAUUCAGUUUUCUGGGACAGAGUAUGAAGUGGCUCAGAAGCCAGCUAAAGCUACUGAGGGGCACGAGGCUUGCAGUACAGGGCAAGUACUGCAGGAUGGAAAAUGUGUUACCUGCAGCACGGGCACCUUCUAUAGCGGAGAACACAAUGAGUGCGUUCCCUGCUCCCCAGGAACAUACCAGGACACAGAAGGUCAACUUACCUGUGAGCCUUGCCCAAGUAACGAUGGACAGGGAGUAGCAGGAGCCCGGAACGUGUCAGAAUGUGGAGGGCAGUGUUCUCCUGGGCACUACUCCUCAGAUGGUUUUAAACCUUGCACAGUCUGUCCUCUGGGUACCUACCAGCCUGAACCAGGGAGGACCCUCUGCUUUCCAUGUGGCGGUGGGCUUGUGACCAAAUAUGAAGGUGCUGUUUCCUUCCAAGACUGUGAAACCAAAGUUCACUGCUCUCCUGGGCACUACUACAACUCCACCACACACAGAUGCAUCCGAUGCCCUGCGGGGACCUACCAGCCUGAGUUUGGGCAGAACUACUGCAUCACCUGCCCUGGGAACACCAGCACGGAUUUUGAUGGCUCCACUAAUGUUACACACUGCAAAAACCAGCACUGUGGAGGAGAACUUGGGGACUAUACUGGCUACAUUGAAUCACCCAAUUAUCCUGGAGACUACCCAGCUAAUGUCGAAUGCAUUUGGAAUAUAAACCCCCCCCCAAAGAGGAGGAUACUCAUUGUAGUACCUGAGAUAUUCCUCCCAAUCGAAGAUGAAUGUGGUGAUGUUUUAGUAAUGAGGAAAAGUGCUUCUCCUACUUCAAUUACCACAUAUGAAACAUGUCAGACUUAUGAGAGACCUAUUGCAUUUACCUCAAGAUCAAGGAAGCUCUGGAUUCAGUUCAAGUCAAAUGAAGGAAACAGUGGCAAAGGAUUUCAGGUCCCCUAUGUGACUUAUGAUGAGGAUUACCAACAACUAAUAGAAGACAUUGUUCGAGACGGCCGAUUAUAUGCGUCAGAAAAUCAUCAGGAAAUUCUAAAGGACAAGAAACUGAUUAAAGCUCUCUUUGAUGUACUGGCACACCCACAAAACUAUUUCAAGUACACAGCACAAGAGUCAAAAGAAAUGUUCCCAAGAUCAUUUAUAAAGCUGCUGCGAUCCAAAGUGUCCAGAUUUCUACGACCAUACAAGUAGUCCAGUGGUACUCAAUUUUUGGUUACUUUGCAUUCCUGUCAAAUAUCGUCUUUCCUCCAUAGUAGAAACAUUUGCUAACUUGAAGGCUCUUUUUUGCAGUCUUUGUUCUCAGUUGUAUAUGGAAGAACGCCUAUAAUGUUUUAUAAUUGUUAAAAGUCAAUGUUUUGAACGGGAUUUUUACUACCAAAAAAAAAAAAAAGUGCAUCCCUGAGUGCAUCUCGUUGAAGAUCUGAAUUUGUGUCUGCACUAGUGUAUCCUCACUCCCCAUUUGAAAUUUCAUGAUGUAGAAAAUAUUCUUUCGAGCUUUUUAUUUUUCCAUCAACAAUAACUUUUGUCAAAGAAAGGAGGAAUCUAUUCAAAUGUGAUUAAACUACCUGCAGAUAAGUUCUGUUGUAGAGAGAAGUAUGUAGUAUAAAUAAUAUUUGGAUUUUUGAAUUGCACUUGAAGUUUAUAUUUGAAUCUUUAGAAGAAAACAAAAAAAAUCUAAAUUUUGUUAUUUCUCAGUUGUGGCUUGGUGGAUCCUCUGUCCAAGUAGAAAUCAAAAAGGGAAAAAAAGAGAAAAAAAAAAAGAAACAUAUGUAUAAUUUUGUUUUAUGAACUACAUGAGAUUGAGUCCCAUGCCCUAAUGUCCUAAUGUUUUUAUCUGUCCUCUUCUAAACUUCUUCAGAGGUUUGCCACUGUCAAUUAUUUGAUUGAAACAGAUUUAGCUCUGGAUUUCCGUGCACCAGUUGGUCCCUUUAAAGGCAUUUCCAAUAGGAUAUGUGAGAAAUGAACAGCAACCACACUAGCAGUCUUGUUUUUCUUUCCAUUAAGAGAGCAUCUAAUUAAGUACAAUAUAUAAAUAUAUAAAUAUAUACUUCUAUUUGUGGGUACAUUAGUAAUGUUAUCUCUAGUUACUGUAAAUAUUAUUCAUGCUUAAAUCUUUACUCCCACACACCCUAUUUACUCAUAUCUAUAUGUAACUUUGUGUAGAUGAUUAAAUGACUUCUCCAAGUGCUUGUCACUUCUAUUGACACCGAACUGAAGCCUUUGGGAGUUUUAUAAUACUGGAUAAUGGUUUCCUCUGGGACAAUCUCUUUCAAUAUGCAGAGGAGUUGGAGUCUUCAGAGACAGCCUGAACUUAGGGUCUGACAACUCAUUUUUUUCCACUCAUGGCUCUUAGGUCUUUGAUGGGCUUUCUCUUUAAUACCUACAUUAACCCUCAUUUCCAAAUAUAAUUUCUCCAUAAAAAUCCUUUGUUAAAGGCUGUUAAACCUAAACUUUUUGUGAGGAUGUUGUAACUACUUUUAUUUAUUAUUCACCCCGAGUUACGAAAAGGGGACUUUCAAAGAAGACAUUCUUGUCAUUCCUACAAUUCACUGUGUGUCUGGAACAACAACGAGAAAAAAAGUUUCAUGUAUUUUUUCCCUUCUCAGUAAUUAUUUUUAGGGAGAAAAAAAAAUUAAAAAGCAAAAAGUUUUUAGGUACUCAAAUUAUGUGGGAGUGUAUAGCUGAAAAAACUACUUUAGCCAAACAGUGCUUCAAAGUCUGACAGGUUAUUCAGAGUAUUGUCAAGAUUCAUUAGAAUGGGUCAGGAUUGCAGCCAUUCUACUGAAAGAUAUGAAGGAAAAAUAUGAAAAACAUGGAGAAAAUUAACUCCCUCAUUUGGUGAAUUAUUUACAGUGGCCUUUAGAAUUUCAGACUUCAGUGAGCAAACUCUGGAACCUGUUGCUGUACGGUGAGUUUUAGUAAAAUACUUCCUAAAACGUUUUGCUCAGUGACCAACAUGUUUGGACAUAAUCAGAAAAAUGAGUCAGGUUUGAAUGUUUGCGGCUCUACUUAGAAAUGCUCCUGGAUGUGCCAAUUUCUAGUGAAAAAAGUAAUGACAAGUGGUAUAUAAAGUUAAAAAUGCUUCGAAUUCCAUACUAGGUUUACAGUUACAGAAACUGGCAGUCACCAAAUAGAAGGUGAGUUCAGCUCUUCAUUUGUUAGCAUUGGUGUAGGAUGCCUUCAUUGUCACACAAUAGCAGUACAACAACAAGGAAAGUCUUCUUCUAUGGAGAAGUCCUAGGAACAUUUGGGAAUCAAAAACCACACGAGGAGAAAUGCGGCUGCCUUUGAGAAAACCAGCUUUGUGAAAUGCUAGAAUCAGUAGAGCACAGAAUUUGAGCAUUUAAACAUAAUAAAUACAGCCCUGCAUCUGCUCUUAUGGCAUUACACAUUGUAUGCAGGAGAGGUGCAACAACAUGUUUUUGUGUUAUUGCAGGAAGGCUGGACAAGUGCCCAUUUGUGAUUGCCCAAUUCUGUGGCACAAACAGAGCUCCUUGUUUUCCAUUUGCAAAUGCCUUGUGUGCUUAAAAGCUGCACCCGCAGCACUUACCAUUUUAAGCCUCCUCUGCUUUAAACACGGCACUUAUUUCUAUGAGGUGGUGGUGAAUCAUCCCUAAGCAUUCUCACAGGCCACCAAAUCACCUCCUGCCACAGUCCAGGAGCCUGCAACAAUCCAAGGUUGCUAAUCAAGCCCAGAGUCAUGCCUUGAAAGCACUUAAGGCAAGGUCUGUGUGUGUCAUUUGAGUGCAGGGAACACCAGGAUUUGGUGUUCACUUAGGGCAAGGUCUGUGUGUGUCAUUUGAGUGCAGGGAACAUCAGGAUUUGGUGUUCAAUACAUUACCACCUGGGUCCUGCCUGCGAUAGCAAGAUUUAUUCUGCCUGAAGAUUUAGCUCCCUGUAAGUGGAUUUAAAACUGCUGAAGUCUUCGUUCAGCUCCAUCACACAUCAGAUUUUGACCUGAAGACAGAUUUUUCAAAAGGAAUUCAUUUCCUCUUUGUGUCUCCCACACAGAAUAAAGUUAGGACUACUUAAGAGUUAGACUAAUCUUUCCUACACGUCGGCUUCAUUCUAGGGUAAGCUCACUUAAAAGUAAGUAAGCUUCCUUAAAACUAGCUUUAAAAAGCCAGGUUUAGUUUAGUUUUAGACUAGCUUAAAUAAAUACUGGACUGGUCACAACGUUUUCAGAGCCCACAUUCUUGAGUUGUCAGCUGGUUUGGAAAGAGCAGAGCUCAGCUGUGGCCCUCUGUCUGUGAGCAGAACACGAGGAUGACGCCACACAAACAAGAAACAUCCUUUAUGUGUGUUCAGCAUUCAAAAAGGACAGUCAAACCCCACCCCACGGCCCUUUGUAAGCCUGUCCAACAGAUUCAGAUUUCUCAGGUCAGUCUUAACAAUAAACAACCCAGUUUUCAUCCUGCAGAAAACAGGUUGGGAACUUCAGGAGCAGAAAGCAGGGGGAUGGUUGUUCUGCAGGAUCUGCUGACAGGUCUUUGACAGCAAAACCUCCCUGCUCUGUGACAGUUCCCAUGUCUGGGACUCUAAAUACCUGUGGGGCUCUUCAAAAAGAAGCUGGAGUGAAAUCUUCAGCAGCUGAAGCCAAAUUUGUCAGCCACCUCAGGGGUCUCGGUGAUUUUCUGCUGAUGGGAAUGAGUGACACGCGGUUCCCUGGAUCUGUGUCAUGAGUUCACAUCGUUGCAUUUUCUCCUAGUUUAAAACCACUGAUUGACAGGAAUGGUAGUAACUGGAGGAGUUUCUUGUAGACUCUCAAUACUUUGAGACUUUAAUGAAAUAGGUUUCUAGAACGAGAGACUGUUGUAAGCACUUGGGAAAAAAAAAUACUUUUGUCUUCCAUAAGAAUUUAUGGAAGAAGUGAAAUUUCUGUAAGGUACUAUGGGCUUAUUCCUCAGAGUGAGACUUGGCUUCAGAGACAAGUCUCAGGUUUUAUCAGAACAUCUCUCAUCUGAACAGAAACAGACUGGGAAAUAAACAGUGUCAAAAAACUGUUCUCUAAGUAUCUGAAUAUAUACAAUUCCAGUUUGUUGUUUCAUUUAUUUAUUCUGUUUCAUCAUAAAGCUUUUAAUCUAUAAAAUUAAUAUGUAAUAUACAAGAGUAAAAUGUACAGAAGUACCUUUAGAUGUAAUAAUUUAAACCAUCUGUAUUCAGAAAGUGGAGAUAACAAGUUAUACCAACAAUUGCAAUUCAAUUUUAGCUGAACUUCUCAAUAUCUAGAAAAAGAAGUGGCUUUGAUAAUUAAACUUUAUUUUAAUGAUUGUGAAAAUAUCUUUUUUAGAGUUUGUUUUUGUUACUUUUUUUUAAUUAAAAUUAUUUUGUAAAUAUUGUUUUCUAUGUUUUAUAACUUAGAAAGGCCAUUAAUUUGCAUUGAAAGCAGCAGAGACUCAACAUGAUGAUUAUAAAGGUACUUUAGGAGACUGGGGUGGUUAUCCUUCCAGAUUAUAGAUCCUGUUAUUCCUUCAGUCUCACUGGCAUCAUAGGAAGAGUUUUCUGGGGCAAUUUAACGUGUUCAGUUCCACAGAACUGACUAUCAGGUGUCAUUCUGAAGUGUUUACCAUUUUCAUAAUAUAUAAAGAAUAUGCGUUUUAAAGUUAGUGCUACACAAAGCUCAGAAAUAUAAUAAAAGGGAAUUCAAUAGAUGACACCCAAGUGUAGUAAAAAGACAAGGGAAGUUAUCUCUUUGCUCCUACUGGAAGAGAUAAAACCUCAUAUUGGAUCAGCUCAUAGAGCAUUUUUUAGGCAAAAAGCUCAUUAUCAUCAUGUCCAUCACCAGUUUAAGCAGGAAUUUCUGGUAGAAUAGAUUUUGGGGCAAAACACACGGAGUGUAAUAUUAGUUUCUGCCCCAAUUUGCUCCUUGUAAAUCACUGGACAAGGGUGACAUUUUGAACUAAACUGUUGUAGAUGCUGCUGGGACUUCUAAGCUUUAUUACCAAUGUAAAUUGUGUACAAACAGUAUUUCCAUAUGAAAUGUACGAUAAUAGUUUAGAGCAAGGAUAGCGAAUAACUGUACAAAAUUUGAUACUUAGAAAAUAAAAUACAGUGCUGAGCUUUACCAAUAUUUUAACAAUUCUGUCAGAUUUAUAGUAGAAGAUGUUGUUGUAAAUGUACCUUAUAAGAAAAUACAUUUCCUUUUGCCUCUGUAUAUUAAUAGCUUUGAUUUGCUACGUCAGAGCUCAAA